CCUCCAUAUUUUCCAUCCAUACACCAUUUACUUGGAAGUCUCAACUUGAUGUUUCCCUCAACUGCCUUUGAAAUUUCAUCUCCCUUCUAUAGCUAGAGAAGUGAAUCUGAGGGAUUCAGAGAGAUGGAGAGCAAAGAUUAUGUUCCUUUCUUUGACACAAAGCCGGCCAAGGGACGUGUCUUGUUCAGGUUAUAUGCAGCUUCAAUGUUUGUGGCCAUCUGCAUGGUCUUUGCUUAUAGAGUGAGUUACUUUCCCAGUAGCCUGGAAGGACAACUAGUUGAAAGAUGGGCUUGGAGUGGAAUGUUUCUUGCUGAGUUGUGGUUCAGUUGGUAUUGGUUUCUUAUUCUUGUUAAUAGAUGGAACACUAUCUAUCGCUACCCUUUCAAAGACAGACUAUCUCUCAGGUACGAGGAGAAAGAUUUGCCCGGCAUAGACAUAUUUGUGUGCACGGCAGAUCCUGUGAUAGAGCCACCAACAAUGGUGAUUAACACAGUUUUAUCAGUCAUGGCUUAUGAUUAUCCACAGAAGAAGCUAAGUGUUUAUUUAUCGGAUGAUGGGUGUUCAUCUUUAACGUUUUAUGCCAUGCUAGAGGCGUCUCGUUUUGCAAAGGAAUGGAUACCAUUUUGCAAGAAAUUUAAUGCAGAACCCAGGUCGCCUGAGGCUUAUUUUCUGUCAACAGUUGAGCCACUUGAUGAUCCACUCAUGGCCAAACAGUGGCAGUCAAUAAAGAAAUUAUAUGAAGAUAUGAACGAGCGGAUUGAAACUGCUACAAAGCUUGGACGACUCUCAGAAGACAUACGUAAAGAACACAAGGGCUUUCGUGAAUGGAACUCCAAUCCAAGUCGUCGCGAUCACCAGACCAUUCUACAAAUACUAAUUGAUGGGAGAGAUCCUACAGCUGUGGAUAUGGAAGGACAACGUUUGCCUAAACUGGUGUACUUGGCGCGCGAGAAGAGACCUCAGUUUCACCAUAAUUUUAAAGCUGGAGCCAUGAAUGCCCUCAUAAGGGUGUCAUCCAGGAUAAGCAAUAGUCCGAUUAUUCUGAAUGUGGAUUGCGACAUGCAUUCAAAUAACUCUGCGGCUGUGAGGGAUGCCCUUUGCUUUCUUAUGGAUGAAAAGCAGAGCCAUAAUGUGGCUUAUGUCCAGUUUCCGCAGAGUUUCAGUAACCCCACAAAGAAUGACCUUUAUGGUAGUUCCCUGAUGGUAAUAAUGGAGGUGGAGAUUCCAGGAUUUGAUUCCUAUGGAGGGCCUUGCUACAUUGGUACUGGGUGCUUUCACAGGAGAGACACUCUCUGUGGGAAGAAAUAUAGCCAAGAUUGUAAGUCGACAGACUGGAUCAAAACGGUGAGCAAGAAUGAUAGAAAAGUUGAAGAAAGCGCAGCUGUACUUGAAGAAACAUGUAAAGUACUUGCAAGCUGUUGCUAUGAGGAGAAUACUCUAUGGGGAAAGGAGAUGGGUUUGCUGUGUGGCUGUCCAGUGGAAGAUAUAAUGACCGGAUUAGCUAUACAAUGUAGAGGAUGGAGAUCCAUAUAUUAUAAUCCAGAAAGGAAGGCUUUCUUAGGACUUACUCCCACAACACUUGACCAGUCACUACUGCAACAUAAGAGAUGGUCUGAAGGUGAUCUUCAGAUCCUAUUUUCAAGCUACUGUCCUUUCCUCCAUGGACGAGGAAACAUCCCACUCAAACUUCAACUUUCAUACUGCAUCUACUUGAUGUGGGCUAUAAAUAGCUUGCCUACUCUCUGCUAUGUUUUUGUGCCAUCCAUUUGCCUCCUUAGAGGCAUCGCCUUGUUUCCCCAGAUUUCAAGUCCAUGGGUUAUGGCAUUCGCAUACGCAAUGUUGGCCAACCGCGCAUACAGCUUAGGAGAGUUUAUAUGGGUUGGAGGCACAUUCAAAGGCUGGUGGAAUGAUCAAAGAAUGUGGAUGUUCAAAAGAACGACUUCAUACUUCUUUGGUUUCGCUGAUAACAUAAUGAGGCUUCUAGGAUUUACAAAGACUGCCUUUGUGAUCACAGCCAAGGUAGCUGAUGAGGACACAACCAAGAGAUUUGAGCAAGAGACAAUGGAGUUUGGUGCUUCUUCACCAAUGUUCACCAUUUUAGCAACAAUUGCAUUGCUCAACCUGUUUACUGUACUUGGGGGACUAAGGAUGGCAAUUUUAGAUGGACAAAAUAAGGCUUUAGACCGAUUUACUGUGCAGAUGCUUCUAAGUGGGCUUGUGGUAUUGAUUAACCUUCCAUUAUACCAAGGACUCUUCCGAAAUGACAAUGGAAGCAUGCCUCCUUCAGUAACAUUUCGGUCUAUUCUUGUCACUCUAUUGAUAUGCACAAUAGCUGCAUUUUAAGUAUGUACUAAAGUGCCACCGCCAGAUGCAGAGCAAGUUUGAGAACAGGAAGCUGUUUGCUGCAUCUGCAAAGGCAUUUUAAAAUUUAAUAAUUCAAUGUUAAGAAUAAAUAAAACUAUAUUACUGUUUCAUAA
Mangifera indica (mango) is the source of this 2477-nucleotide messenger RNA. Its product is annotated as cellulose synthase-like protein E1. The transcript has 8 exons. Gene Ontology annotation, biological process: cellulose biosynthetic process; plant-type primary cell wall biogenesis. The record is from RefSeq and is a predicted model, not a curated record. Gene Ontology annotation, molecular function: cellulose synthase (UDP-forming) activity; mannan synthase activity. Gene Ontology annotation, cellular component: plasma membrane; trans-Golgi network. NCBI's taxonomy places the organism in Eukaryota, Viridiplantae, Streptophyta, Magnoliopsida, Sapindales, Anacardiaceae. The coding region runs from base 124 to 2343 and encodes 739 amino acids.